Messenger RNA from Paramuricea clavata, 2403 nucleotides. NCBI's taxonomy places the organism in Eukaryota, Metazoa, Cnidaria, Anthozoa, Malacalcyonacea, Plexauridae. The record is from the annotation of a GenBank genome assembly.
GUCAUAUUGACGCAAAUGUUCGGUGUACAUGGGGCUGAGUCUUCCCGCGAAUUGUGUGGGCUAAACAAUAUCACAUUACGCUGUCAAAACUAAUGCGUAGUUUAAAUUAAAUCAAUGGUGAAGUGUUUGUUCUUAAGAAAACAUGUCGAGGAACUGAAAGGAAUCUUAAAACACUCUUCGUAUUUUCAAAAGAAAUAUUGAAUUUUAAAAGUGGCGCAGCGGAAUAUAAGGUGUGAAAUAGGUGUGUUAAAUACAUUUGUAUCAUGCUUGAUUAGUAAACAACAACGUCAGCUUGAAACCAUAUAAACAAAGGAUUAGGGAGACUUAAUGUACAUAAGUCAACGAAAGACAUCGAGUUAAAUAGAACAGAAUUUUUGGAACCUGCGUGCGCGCUAUACGUUGACAAGUGUGUAUCUGGUUAAUCGUAACGUUUCGUGAUAAGCACAUUACACACGCCGCUAUAUGAUGAUUCAAGGCAUUCUACGCACCCACGCUAGUAGCGAACCACGCACGCACAUCGCCGCAGAAAAGUUGCAAAGCCAAGGCGGUGAAAAAAGACAAGUCGCUAACACCACGCUACGCGUCAAAAUGAAGGUAGUAAAAAAGACGAAGAAUUUGAGAAAAACAAAUGGUGAAAUUCAAACCGAUAAGAUGGGUCGAGACGUGAUGAGUACAUCUCAAAGCAGAGCUCAAAAAGCCACUGAUAAACAGGCCGCUCUUCUGCAAGUCCCAAGUGAUGAGCGCCUACGACGCCGACUUUCAGACUCUUUGGAAUUUGGUAAACCAGCACCGCGCGUUCGACGACGCAGCGUUUCGUUCGACCCGCUGACCGUGUUCAAGACAGCUAUUUUAGAAAACGAUGUUGACGCAGCAAAGAGCGUACUCGUUUCUGGAAAGGUUAACGCGAAUUCAACCGUGGAUGGUGUAUUACCGGUCAUUUUAGCUUCGAAAGAAGGAUGCGCUGAGUGCUUGGAGCUUCUGAUCGAGAAAGGCGGCAGUAUAGAUGUUUGUGAUAAGCGCGGAUUCACUCCGUUGGAACUCGCGGUGCAAGGAGGGCAUUUUGAUUGCGCGCAAGUGCUCAUCGCGGCUGGAGCGAACGCGAAUUCCAUACGUGACGGAUAUUUUGAUGAGAGUAUUGAACAUGGAAGACAUACAACUGGUAGAAGUAGGUCACGAACAUUCUAGAGUAAAGACACGUUGAUAGACCGUCACCACGAAUACUGUACAUAUUUUAAAUUGUACUGCGUGCGUAAUGUCAUGGUGCGCUCCAGUAAUAAAGGAAUUAUUACAUCUAGUUCAUUGUUAUCGAUUGUGUCAGGGUCUUAGCUGGGAUUAUAGAUUUUGAAAGUGUUCCUAAAUUUCCAGGGGGUAUGCGUGCCGAAUGCGCAGAAUGGCCGAAUUCCAGUUCCAGCUAUGCUCGUCAACUAUUAUAUAGAUUAUAUGCCUGUGUUCUGUACUUUGCAACCAAAUCAUGCAAGGCAAGGAUACGCUUAUAUUCCGCAUCGACAUUACAGUCUGUUAUUUUUGCAACUCUUGGGGGCAUUUAAAGGCAUUUUAACACCAUAGGGUUCCCAUUAUACCUAUAUCCAUCUAAACAUAAAAACAUCAUGGAUUGCUCGUAACAAAUUAGAUUAAAAAAAAAACUACGAUAUACUAGGAGGAAAUUUUUUCUGUCCUAAGUAAAACUCUAUUUUAUGAACCUACACGGCUUUAUAUAGAAGAAGCGCGUUCGUUUUAUCUUACCGUAUUUUCCCAUUUUGGCCGCGCUAAAAUGGCCCAACACGGCCUCCUAGCUAAGACUUUAAGGGUCAGUGUAGACCAUGAAACCUACAAGAACAGUGCAAGUGGCAACGACCAUAGGGUGGGGGUAUGAAUUGAGUGGAGGUUCGGCAACUCUUUUUUCUCAAGAGACUCAAGAGGUACUUCACCAAAUUACAUGUAAUAACGUUGACAAAGCUUUUUCAACUUUGAAAGCCCGAUGACAUAUUAUUCAAGAAAAUCUGGAUCACGUCUAAACCAAAUAGUUAUUAACAAGCUUGAAAUAAAAUGCAUAGUGCGAAUUGUCGCCGCUGUCAUAAACUUCACGCACUGACACAAAAUUGUAAAUAAUCCACCCACGAUGACUCAAAAUUUUGAGCAAAAUUACUCCAAUUUAUUAUGCGCAAAUUUACAUGAACCAAUGUUGUAUGACGUUUGAAAGAAAUCUGAUUCACCCAACAUUGGUUUUAAACCAUUUUAAUAAUCUUGGUAUCAAAGUUCUUAGCUUGAAUUUUGGGACCACUGUUUUCGUAUUUUUUGGGAUACACCCUGUAUUGCUUCACGAACGGCGGCGAAAAUCCCCUGUUUGAAACGAAUCUUAAAUUAGGCGUGAAUAAUAUCAAAGAUAAUGAUCUCACAAUAGAG